GGAGGAGGGAUUACAAGCCCAGUCCUGCGGAGUGGAACAUCCUGCAAACACAUCUCUCCCACUCACAACUCAUCCCCGUUCCCACAGACAUGCGUCCACUCGCACGAUGAUGGAAAGUUGUGUGAAAGUCCAACCGUUGUUGUGUUACUGGAUAUAACCUGCAAGUUGUUGUCGGCCCGGCUGGACUUAUGUGUUUAUGUUUGAGCGCACGGCGGCGGGACAUCCGGAAUGGAGAACCCGUAGGCAGAGACACAAGAUGGACUUGAAGGGGACUGCAUUCGGAAGGUUCAUGAACUGCAGGGUGCCGGCAAACAAGAGAUACCAGCCGACUGAAUACGAACAUGCUGCCAACUGUGCCACACACGGGUUCUGGAUCCUACCAAGCCUUGUGGGUGGGUCUGUGCUGCAUUUCCUGUCCGUGGACCAAUGGCAUUGUGUUGCCGCCUGGCUCUACGGGAGCGGACUCACGGGCCUGUUUGUCACCUCAACGCUCUUCCAUGCUGUUGCCUGGAAAAUCAGCCACCUCAGAAAGGUGGAGCAGCGUUUCCACAUGUGCGACCGAAUGGCCAUCUACUUCUUCAUUGCGGCCUCUUACUCUCCCUGGUUGAUGCUGAGGGAACUGGGUCCUUGGGCGUGUCACAUGCGCUGGCUAAUCUGGGUCAUGGCUGCUUUAGGGUCCGUCUAUGUCUUCUUCUUCCACGAGAGGUUCAAGCUGGUAGAGUUGCUGGGCUAUGUAGCCAUGGGAGCUGUUCCUGCUCUGGUCAUCCUGUCUAUGGUGGACCACGCAGGUGUGUGUGAACUCGCCAUGGGAGGAGUCUUCUACGCGGUGGGUGUGGUCUUCUUCAAGAGCGACGGCCUGGUACCGUUUGCCCACGCCAUUUGGCAUCUUUUCGUGGCAGCCGGAGCGGGCAUUCACUACUACGCCAUCUGGAGGUACCUCUACUUGCCCAGGCCUCUUCAGGAGACCUCCAGGUGAUGAAGACCUGCCUCUCGUGCUGAGAGCACCCAUCCCAUCCUAAGUUACAGGAAGACACAGUUGGUACAGUUCCACAUCACAGGGCACUCCCUGUAGGCCAGAAGAUAAACCACGAACCCAAAGUAGUCCCAGUGAGUUUAAAAUGAACUCUAAUUUUGCCUCUGUAAUCAUUUCAGGAGGACUAAUCAUACUAUGAUCAUCAUAGGUUGAGUAGUUAUUUUGCUUCAUUCAUUUGCAUGUUCAGAAGAACAUGGCCAUACAAACGGACCCAAAUAUAAGAUUAUAUAAGCCUUUUUUUCCCCGUAGAAAAAAGAAUGAAAAAUACCAGUUUUUCUUAUAUUCAUGGGCUAGACACUGUACAUACCAACAGGUGGCGCCAAAUGACUUUCCCCCAAGUAAAUGUGUUCUUUUCUUCCUGUCACACACACACACACCAGUAACCUGGAGCGAUGCAGCUGUGACAGAGACUUGCUGGGGGAAAAAAAAGUGUCUCAAAAAUUUGGCAGGUCAACAAACAACAGAGGAGGAGUUACGAUGAUAAUUUUAAGAUAAUGGUCGUCAAUGAGUCGUCAGGCAUCUGUCCCACGAAGAAAUAUGAUAGGAGGGUCUGCCUUAGGGUCAUCUGCAGCAAGUUAAAUAGAGUUGUGACACCGACCUCAUCCAUCUUUUUUUCUUUUAAAGAUAAGCCUUCUUUGAAAAGGUUGAACAAAUCUUAACAUAUUUAGUAUACCUUCCAAUAACAAUGUGCCAAAAUGUAUAGCUGCUGUGUAUUUUGAAGGUUUGUUCAUUUUGAAGAGCUGAAUAACAUAUCAAAAUGCUGAAUACACACACACACACCAAACACUUCAAAUAUUACGACACGGACUGUAUGCAAUUCUCAGUUGUCGACAAAUGUACUGUUUCUCUCAACUUAAGCAAUUAAAAUGAGUGCAGUGAGUGUCAAGGUCAUGUACAAUCCAAUUAAAGUAAAGAUGGAGCGUUCAAAGAGGAGUUCUUGUUGCUGUGGAUCAAGUGUAACAUAUUUUGGUCAAAGCUGUAUGCACUUUCUAUUUCCCAAACUCCUCUAGAUGUUGAUAUACAAACAUGCCACUUAUUUUCUUACUGGCCAUAGACUGUAUUUUUUUCAGAUGAUCUAUUUUGUACAUUUUUAUUUCUGAUAAAUCACAUGAAUAAAGAAGAGAUAAUAUAUAUUA
Dunckerocampus dactyliophorus (ringed pipefish) is the source of this 2169-nucleotide messenger RNA. It is a transcript of the gene mmd2a, whose product is annotated as monocyte to macrophage differentiation-associated 2a. The transcript has 7 exons. The coding region runs from base 197 to 976 and encodes 259 amino acids. Gene Ontology annotation, cellular component: membrane. Gene Ontology annotation, molecular function: pore-forming activity. The record is from RefSeq and is a predicted model, not a curated record. NCBI's taxonomy places the organism in Eukaryota, Metazoa, Chordata, Actinopteri, Syngnathiformes, Syngnathidae.